Amphimedon queenslandica is the source of this 3675-nucleotide messenger RNA. RefSeq lists its product as uncharacterized. The coding region runs from base 1 to 3675 and encodes 1224 amino acids. Lineage: Eukaryota; Metazoa; Porifera; Demospongiae; Haplosclerida; Niphatidae. The record is from RefSeq and is a predicted model, not a curated record. The transcript is spliced from 4 exons.
AUGAGUAGCAACGAAGAUAAGAAGCGUCUCCGUAAUGAACGAGACAGAGAGCGAAGGAGGAACGAGACUCCUGAAGAGAAGAAAGCACGAAGAGCUAGCAGGAAUGAAAAGGACGCUCUUCGUCGAGCUCAGAGGAGACUGGUGGGAGUUCCAGACCCAAGACUAACUAGAGAAACGGUCAGUCAGAGAGAAGAACGCUUAGCUGGCAACAGAGCUAGAUCUCAGUCUAUAAGAGAUAGGGAAAGAAGUCCUGUGAGAGAAGAGCGCCUAGCUAGCAACAGAGCUAGAUCUAGGUCCCUAAGAGACAGGGAAACAAGUCCUGUGAGAGAAGAGCGCCUAGCUAGCAACAGAGCUAGAUCUAGGUCCCUAAGAGACAGGGAAACAAGUCCUGUGAGAGAAGAGCGCCUAGCUAGCAACAGAGCUAGAUCUAGGUCCCUAAGAGACAGGGAAACAAGUCCUGUGAGAGAAGAGCGCCUAGCUAGCAACAGAGAUAGAUCUAGGUCCCUAAGAGACAGGGAAACAAGUCCUGUGAGAGAAGAGCGCCUAGCUAGCAACAGAGAUAGAUCUAGGUCCCUAAGAGACAGGGAAACAAGUCCUGUGAGAGAAGAGCGCCUAGCUAGCAACAGAGCUAGAUCUCAAUCAAUAAGAGACAGGGAAACAAGUCAUGAGAGAGAACAUCGCCAAGCAGUGGACAGAGCUAGGUAUCAUGAAAGGAGAGAGAGGGAAACAAGUCCUGAGAGAGAACAUUGCCAAGCAGUGGACAGAGCUAGGUAUCAUGAAAGGAGAGAGAGGGAAACAAGUCCUGAGAGAGAACAUUGCCAAGCAGUGGACAGAGCUAGGUAUCAUGAAAGGAGAGAGAGGGAAACAAGUCCUGAGAGAGAACAUUGCCAAGCAGUGGACAGAGCUAGGUAUCAUGAAAGGAGAGAGAGGGAAACAAGUCCUGAGAGAGAACAUUGCCAAGCAGUGGACAGAGCUAGGUAUCAUGAAAGGAGAGAGAGGGAAACAAGUCCUGAGAGAGAACAUUGCCAAGCAGUGGACAGAGCUAGGUAUCAUGAAAGGAGGGAGAGGGAGACGACUUGUGAGCAACAUGAAGCCAUUCCACAUUGUAGAGCUUCAUCUCCAUAUGAUAGAAUGCUCCAAUAUCAUGAGACAAUGUCAUCAAUCAAGUUUCUCAAGUGCGAGACAUGUUUGGAAAAUUUUCCAAAUUUGUCAGUAUCUCUUCAGUCUAAUGGAGUCAGUGAGUGCAAUAGGUGUGCUAAUGAUAAGCGCAUUCCCAAGCUGUACUCCAGUGGGAACAACAUGGACCCAGGAGUGGUACCAACACAAUUACAGGGACUCACACAAGCAGAGGAAAUGUUGGUGUCUGCUAUAAUGCCAGUUAUGUCCAUUUACAGGCUACCUCACGGACAGUAUGGCUAUAGUGGACAUGUCGUCAACUUUCCUCAAGAUGUAAAAUCAUUUGCCAUCAAACUACCCCGCCUAUCAUCUGAGAUUAAUGUGCUGGUUGUAAGGAAAGAAAGGGAGCAGACACACAGGGACUUUCGUGUUCGUAGGAGAGUUGUGGAAGAAGCUCUUGCAUGGUUGCUGGCUAAUAAUAUCUAUUACAGGAGUAUUGGUGUUAGUCUUGAUCAAGGUACUUUGGCCAGUCUACCUGAAGAUGGAGAUCUCACUGAUCUUUGCACAAUUCAGCCAACAGAGUCUGAAGCAUCAGAUGGCACUACUACUACUGAAGAACACUUCUCUUCAUCAUUUGUACCUAACGCAGCACCACCAGCUACUGAGAGGGAAACCAUCCAGCAAGCUGUUCAGUCCUUAGGACAGCCACAAUCAUCAAACCUCAUGUGGCCAAGCAUUGGAGGGACGCCUAUUAAUGAGUUUCAAACAGAGGGCUAUUUUUCAAUGGCAUUCCCUACUUUGUUUCCUACUGGUACUGCUGACUUCAAUGGAACACGUAUAUUUUCAGUCACAGUUGGCAACUACUUCACACACCUCAUGAAGUACAAUGAUGGGAGGUUUGCCAAGCAUCCUCGGUUCCGUUUCUUUGCUCUCAACACUGAGAUGAGAUGGCGUGCAAAUGAAACAGGGCGAAUUUACAUCAGACAACAUCCUGGUGAAGCUCACCUCACUGUUGAUGACCUGAGAGAUAUGAUUGGUCGCGAAGGAGAAGUGUUUGCUAACAAGGUGACACAUUAUGGAGCAUGUCUUCGUGGUACCAGGCAGUAUUGGUUUAGAGAGAGGAAUCGUCUCAUUGCUAUGAUAGACACUCUGGGCCUGCCCACCAUCUUCUUCACUCACAGUGCUGCUGAUCACCAGUGGCCUGAGUUAGCUAGCCUCAUCUGUCCUGAACAUCCAGAUGACAAACAAGCUCGUGCUAAAGCAGUAGUCAAUAAUCCUGCACUAGCUGAUUGGUUCUUCACCUACAGAAUCCAAAGGUUUGUGGAAGUGUUCUAUGUUGGUAUACUUGGAGCCACAGAUUACUGGAUGAGGUUUGAGUGGCAGCAUCGGGGCAGUCCUCAUGUACAUGGACUAGCUUGGUUACCCAAUGCUCCUAAUGUUGAGAACCUUCUCUCAUCAUCACCUGAUCUUGUGGAGUCAACUAAACAAGAGAUCAUUGAGUAUGCUGACAAGAUAAUAUCAACCAUUAAUCCUGCUGUCCUUCCUGAUGGCAGCAAUGUCAGUGAUGCUCCACCAGCAAAGGUUGACCCACACAUAUGUAACAAAUCAUUUUCACAAGUAACUGAUUUCGAGGAAGACCUGAAUGAUCUUAUUGCCACCUGCCAACGUCACACUCGCUGUUCAGAGUCCUACUGCUUACGUACACGCAAUGGCAAGCAAGAGUGUCGGUUUGGAUAUCCUAAAGAUCUUCAGGCACAGACCACCAUCAACAUCACUGAAGAGGAGCCUGUAAUACUCACUGCACGUAAUGAUGGGAUGCUCAACAGCUUCAAUCCCAUUCAACUAACAUCCUGGCGUGCUAAUGUUGACAUGCAGUACAUUGUGUCAAAGAACAGGGUUGUUCAGUACUGCACCAAGUAUGUCACCAAGAGUGAGACUAGGUCACAGUCUUUGAAGGAUAUAUUUGCUAACAUUGCUCGUUCUCUGAAAGAUGGCAAUCGAUCACUUAAAGCUGUUCAGAAGCUCCUCAUAAACACCUUUGGAGAGAGGGACUAUUCAGCACAGGAAACCUGUCACCUUCUAUUGCAGCUCCCUAUGUACAAGGCAUCAAGGAGUUUUACCAACCUCAGUCUUGAUGGCUCUAGAGGUGUUGAAAACACUGCACAAGAGGGAGAGAGGGUGACAGCUCAUUCUGUGUUGGAUCAUUACAUAUCACGUCCUUCAACUACACACUUCAACUCAAUCACUCUCUUGGAUUUCACUCGUCAGUACACAAUGCCUAAGGAAUUGGGUACCGAACCAAAGAAGAGAAGCAAAGAAGUGAUAGUCACUCCCAAACCAUACUGUUCACCAGAUCCAUCAGGUCCCAACUAUGAACAGUACUGCUGUCAGUCUCUGAUGCAACACAAACCAUUCAGAGACAUCAAUGAGUUAAAGACUGGCUUCAACUCCUUCACUGAGGCGUUUGCUGAUUUCCUUCAAUCUGGAAAUAAAGAAGCGAGAAUUACUGAGAAGUCCCUAUCCAAGUUGAUCGACAGAUCUGUAAGUCUUCAAAAGUAA